Zasmidium cellare ATCC 36951 is the source of this 1230-nucleotide messenger RNA. RefSeq lists its product as uncharacterized. The transcript has a single exon. Lineage: Eukaryota; Fungi; Ascomycota; Dothideomycetes; Mycosphaerellales; Mycosphaerellaceae. The record is from RefSeq and is a predicted model, not a curated record. Bases 1 to 1230 code for a protein of 409 amino acids.
AUGGCUCAGGCAUACAUUCUCACUUUGCCACAAGAGCUUCUGCAAGACAUUGCCAGCUAUGUCGACAUUUCUACCGAUAUUCUGAACCUCAGGCUCUCCUGCAAGGACCUCGCCGGAGCCGCUUUUGAUCGUUUCGCGGAAGAGUACAUUUCGGAGCUAUCGUGUUUUGUGCUGGACCCAAAACGAUUGGAACGGAUUGUGUCUAUUACGGCAAGACCUCAUCUUGCUCGCAAGAUUGAAGAGCUUACCUUCAACUCCAGUCCAUUCGAGCGUAAAUACCAUUCUCUCGGCCUCCCAGCACAAGAGGGUCUGCACGAGCUAGCCCACACGUCAUUCGUGGAUACUUACAGCAAAGAGCAAUUCGCAAAGCUGGGGGCACCGGAUCUCAAACUUGGUGCGGUCAACUUAGUCCUGGUCGAAAAGAUACUUCGAAAUGUUGGACCUUUGCCAGAAUGCACUGUGCGCCUCGAUGCCCAGGAAGCCGACGAUUUGAUAGCAAACGAUUGGAUAGACCAGUAUUCGUUGGAUUUUGUGGACGAGAUUCUCAAGAUCGCCUUGCGUGUCGGCACACCAAUCGGCGACAUAUCCUUGUCGAAUCGAGUCUAUCUUGACAAAGACUCCUACCGCACAGACGGUGACAUGUCACCUGUAUUACCAAUGCUGCGAGAGCUCAGAACGUUCUCUUAUAGAUUUGACAACUGGCGCCUUGGGUCUCUUGGGACACAAGCAAUCGCGCACUUCGACGCCUUGCAGGCGUUGACGAGGUCCCUCACCCGCUUGACAGAGCUGGAUUGGGCCCAGAUGGGGAGCGACCGCAUCUUCAGAGAUCGCCAGGAUCUAUUGAUGCCUGACUUGCGAUACAUGCCUCAGCUUCAGAUCUUGUCACUCUGUGGCAUAGAAUGCUCGUGGAAACACCUUCGUCGGACACUUGCUGUAUGCGGCUCCAUGCUUGUGAGCCUUCGUUUUGAGCACAUCACACUGGAGGACAUUGAGGGCGAACCUCUACUCGAACUACUCCACUUCAUGUCGGCGAUGCCCAGCUUGAGUACAAUGACGAUAUCGAUGUUGAAGCAGAAGUUGGUGGACGGAAAACGCAGGGUUCUGGAAUUCCUCAUUCCUGGUGACACGAACUUCAAGCGCUACUUGGAACUGGUGUUCGAGGAUCUGUGGGAGAGUAGACCUUUCCUGGACUGCAACUUAAGUCAUGGCUUGAGUUACAGGCCGUAUUAG